CUUGUUGUUUCCCUUCAGAAUCGAGUUGUGAGACAAAACCCAGGAGAGAGAAACUACCACAUCUUCUACGCUCUGUUAGCAGGAACCAACAGCCAGCAGAUGGAGGCGUUCGGACUGACCAACCCAGACAGUUAUCACUACCUGAGACAGUCCAGCGCUGCUCCAGACAAGACAAUCAAUGAUAAAGGCACUUUCCACGACGUCCUGAAUGCAAUGCGAACGAUGCAGUUCACAGAGGAGAGCAUCGGGGAGAUCCUGCGGCUGCUGGCCGGCGUUCUGCACACGGGGAACAUCGAGUUCAUGACGGCCGGAGGAGCGCAGGUCUCCUCCAAGACAGCUCUCAGCCGGACGUCCGACCUCCUGGGACUGAACUCGGAUCAGCUGGCCGAGGUUUUGACCCACCGGUCCAUGAUCCUCAGAGGAGAGGAGAUCUGCACACCGCUCACUGUGGAACAGGCGGUGGACUCCAGAGACUCCAUGGCCAUGGCACUUUACUCUCAGUGUUUCAACUGGAUCAUACACAAACUCAACAGCCGCAUCAGGGGAAAAGAAGACUUCAAAUCCAUCAGCAUCCUGGACAUCUUUGGGUUUGAGAACUUCGAGGUUAACCACUUUGAGCAGUUCAACAUCAACUAUGCAAAUGAGAAGCUUCAGGAAUAUUUUAACAAGCACAUUUUCUCCCUGGAGCAACUUGAAUACAACAAGGAAGGCCUGGUUUGGGUCGACAUAAACUGGAUGGACAACGGAGAAUGUCUGGAUCUCAUCGAGAAGAAACUGGGUCUCCUGGCCCUGAUGAACGAGGAGAGUCACUUCCCUAAAGCCACAGACGACACCUUACUGGAGAAACUGCACCAGCCAGCACUCGCUGUUUCUAACUUCUCUGUCGCCCCCUGGUGGCGUUGUGGUGGUGUUUCUAACCUCUCUGUCGCCCCCCUGGUGGCGUGUGGUGGUGUUUCUAACCUCUCUGUCGCCCCCUGGUGGCGUGUGGUGGUGUUUCUAACCUCUCUGUCGCCCCCUGGUGGCGUGUGGUGGUGUUUCUAA
This is a messenger RNA of Scomber japonicus (chub mackerel), 1041 nucleotides long. RefSeq names its product unconventional myosin-X-like. The transcript is spliced from 9 exons. NCBI's taxonomy places the organism in Eukaryota, Metazoa, Chordata, Actinopteri, Scombriformes, Scombridae. Gene Ontology annotation, cellular component: myosin complex. The record is from RefSeq and is a predicted model, not a curated record. The coding region runs from base 100 to 1041 and encodes 313 amino acids. Gene Ontology annotation, molecular function: ATP binding; cytoskeletal motor activity.